GCCUCGCUGCGAAUUUUUGGUUUGAAUAAUAGCAAAAGUAUAUGUGCGUGGGAACGGGAAAGGGAACCGAGGGCAUCAGAAAGGAUCUCUGAAAACUGCCUUGAUCCAAGGCAGAGCCUUUGUGUUUUUCGGGUUAUUUUGAGCUCACACAGUCACUCAGCACAACAGAUCAGGUGUUCGACCCACCUUCCCCACGCCAGGAUCUGUUUUUUGUUGCUGACUCGAACUCUGCUUGCUGCAGCUUGUGUCUGUUGCACGCACAGCAGCCUCGCUCUGCGUUCUCUGAACACGUCAGUGAGUUUUUCUGUGUCUGUGCAGUGUUUCUGCAGCUUGGGGUCGGACGCAUCUUGUUGUUUGGGCUUGCUCUAGCACACUUAAAUCUUUCACAGCAGAGCCCCAAACUACUCACAGUAAUGCAGGCGUGGCCCAACAAACAGACAGAGUCACAAGUCCUUUUCAGCAGUUGCUUUUUGGCCUCUGUUCUGUUCUGUUCUCCGGGCAAUAGAUGUGGAGGCAAGACUUCACUUUGACUUUUGUUGAAUUUCCAGAGAUUUUUGCUAAACCUUAUCUCUAGCCUGCAGUAGUCCCUCUGAAUGGUAGCUUUGCUUUUUAGUAUAUUGGUAGUCCUCUCUGCUCUAGCAUCAUCCAUAAGCUUAAUGCAGUUGCAUUCCAUCCCAUUGUCCAGUGCGUUAAUGAAGGUGCAAAAAUAGUGUUGGUCCCAACAUUAAUCGUUCCCUACUCCUUCCCUGCCUCGCAUACUUGCUGCUCCACUUGGACUACUAAUCACUGUGAUCAGGACAGUCCUGUUCAGACCCCUUGUCCAUUUGCCCACUCCUCGUCUUACCAGUUUGUUGGGAUUAAAUGGAUGAGUAUAUUGAGGGCCCUGCUGAGAAAUAUCCACUGCUUUGAUGAAGAGAAUCUUCAUCAGUGUUGAAAGACAGGAUUCUGGACUCAAUUUUAAAAUUAACACCUUUCUAGAAUCUUAAAAUGCUCUUCCUUCUCCUGUAGUUUUCACCUGUUUUACUGGAAUUCUCCUUAUAUCUCUAGACAGAGGCAUGCUACCAGUUGUUCAUAGGAGUGAGGAGUACUGCAAAGAAAGAAGAUAUCAGGAUGAGUGUCCUAAAACUGUUGAACAGACAUAACAUUGUGUUUGGUGAUUACAAGUGGACGGAAUUUGACGACAGCUUCCUUAACAGCAAUGUGCAAUCUGUGUCAAUUGUGGAUACAGAGCUGAAAUUGAAAGAAAGACAGCCUAUUGACUUGAGCAAAAGCAGUCUUUCCAUUCAUAUUUUUCAUCUGAAUGAAGAAGGGCCAAGCGUUGAAAACUUGGAAGAAGAAAAUGAGGAUAUUGUUGCAGCUAACCACUGGGUGCUACCUGCAGCUGAAUUUCAUGGCCUUUGGGAAAGUCUUAUAUAUGACACUGAAGUAAAAUCACAUUUACUUGAUUAUGUCACGACAACAUUACUAUUUUCUGACAGAAACGUUGACAGCAACCUGAUAUCAUGGAACAGAGUUGUUUUGCUGCAUGGCCCUCCUGGAACUGGUAAAACCUCUCUCUGCAAAGCAUUGGCUCAGAAGCUGACGAUACGACUAUCGUACAGGUAUAGAUAUGGACAGUUAAUUGAAAUAAACAGCCAUAGUCUUUUCUCUAAAUGGUUUUCUGAGAGUGGCAAGCUUGUAACCAAGAUGUUCCAGAAGAUUCAAGAGUUAAUUGAUGACAAAGAUGCUCUUGUGUUUGUACUGAUCGAUGAGGUGGAGAGCCUCACAGCAGCCCGCAGUGCCUUCAAGGCAGGCACAGAGCCUUCAGAUGCUAUUCGUGUAGUGAAUGCUGUUCUGAUGCAAAUAGAUCAGAUUAAAAGGUAUCCCAAUGUAGUUAUCCUGACUACUUCAAAUAUUACAGAGAAAAUAGACAUGGCAUUUGUAGACAGAGCAGACAUAAAGCAAUACAUUGGCCCUCCAUCUGCUGCAGCAAUAUUCAGAAUAUAUCUUUCUUGCCUGGAAGAGCUGAUGAAGUGCCAAAUCAUAUAUCCUCGACAGCAUCUCUUGUCACUCAGAGAGUUAGAAAUGAUUGGAUUUGUAGAAAAUAACGUGUCCAGGUUAAGUCUUGUACUAAAGGAAAUCUCAAGAAAAAGUGAAGGUCUUAGUGGCCGGGUCCUCAGAAAACUUCCUUUCCUAGCACAUGCACUUUACAUUCAAUCCCCCAGUGUUACAAUGACAACAUUUCUUCAGGCUCUUUCGCUUGUAGUAGACAAACAAUUUGAAGAAAGAAAAAAACUUGCAGACUGUGUGUGAUAGUUUACUGCUUUAUACUUUUCUGUAUUGUUACCAUGGAAAAGUACUUAACUUUGCAUACAAACUGGGCAAUUUCUAUGCAUCUAUAAAACAGAUUGUCAAAACUUUAAAAACCCUGGAAUGCUUAAUCCAGUUUUUCAAAACAUUUAUUAAUAAACAGUUUUUACAGCACACUGUGCAAUUUUAUU
Messenger RNA from Phasianus colchicus (ring-necked pheasant), 2480 nucleotides. It is a transcript of the gene TRIP13, whose product is annotated as thyroid hormone receptor interactor 13. Gene Ontology annotation, molecular function: ATP hydrolysis activity; ATP binding. The record is from RefSeq and is a predicted model, not a curated record. Gene Ontology annotation, biological process: reciprocal meiotic recombination; meiotic recombination checkpoint signaling. Gene Ontology annotation, cellular component: chromosome; nucleus. NCBI's taxonomy places the organism in Eukaryota, Metazoa, Chordata, Aves, Galliformes, Phasianidae.